AACCGCCAACCCGCCCGCCAUGGCCGCCGGUGCACUGACGAAGAUCGGAAUCCCGACCCUCCGGCGCCACCACCAACGCUUCCACAGCCUAUUGAAAGCCAGCAGCAACCAACACGCCGUUCCAUCGCCGAAAAUCGCCGGCGAUCGUUUCCCCCAUCGAUUCCAAUGCGAAAGGCGUUUGCAGUUUCCGAAAUCCAUCUCUGCAAAGACCAAACCCCUCGAUGUGUUCUCUCGAAGCCUCCGGGCUAUUAUUCCUCCUCCGGCGACCGGAUUGGGUUCGUCUCCUCCAAAAUUAGGGCUUAUGGGGUGGUAUUUGGGAAUGAUCAAGUCUCAACCCAUUCUCACCAAAAGUAUAACCGCCACACUCAUUUACAUUGUCGCCGAUCUAUCGUCUCAGAGCAUUGCAAUUGGGGAAGAGAGGGGUUGGGAUUGGGCGCGGACAUUUCGAAUGGGCGCGUACGGAAUGAUGAUCAUCGGACCCUCGUUGCACUAUUGGUUUAACUUUGCAUCAAGGCUUUUCCCCAACCGCGAUGUCCUCUCCACCAUUAAGAAGAUCGCAAUAGGGCAGAUCCUAUUGGGUCCUACUGCAACUGCUAUAUUCUUCUCUGGGAAUGCUGCUUUACAAGGUGAAAGUGGUUCGGAGAUUGUUGCUAGAUUGAAACGAGAUUUAAUACCCACUCUAAUAAAAGGCAUUAUGUACUGGCCACCUUGUGAUUUUGUCACAUUCAAAUUCAUCCCUCUUCAUUUACAGCCCUUAGUGAGCAACUCCUUUUCGUACCUGUGGACUGUCUACCUCACUUAUAUGGCAAGCCUAACAAAAGUUAAUGUUUCCGCCGGAACGGGAUGA
Andrographis paniculata is the source of this 847-nucleotide messenger RNA. RefSeq lists its product as uncharacterized. Bases 20 to 847 code for a protein of 275 amino acids. NCBI's taxonomy places the organism in Eukaryota, Viridiplantae, Streptophyta, Magnoliopsida, Lamiales, Acanthaceae. The record is from RefSeq and is a predicted model, not a curated record. The transcript has 4 exons. Gene Ontology annotation, cellular component: cytoplasm; membrane.